Messenger RNA from Staurois parvus, 299 nucleotides. Lineage: Eukaryota; Metazoa; Chordata; Amphibia; Anura; Ranidae. The record is from the annotation of a GenBank genome assembly.
AUGGUGGAUCUCGGGGGUCUCCGGUGCCACAACUGCAACAUGAUGUUCCGCUCCCCGUCUCUGCUGGAGAAGCACCGCCAGAAGUUCUGCAUCGGGAGCCAGAUCGGGGACCCCGCUGUACUGCGCUCCCGCUAUGUCAGCUCCAGGGGCCACACCCCGCUGCCGCGACAGGCCGACACACCCCCGACUUCACGACACGAGAGAGCGUCGCCCGUCUGAGAGCGCGAGAAACCCGACUGAACGAGAGAGAGCUGCGCCUGGUGGGGGGGUACGAUGGAGCGCCGGAGGGCGUCUGUGAC